GAACGAAAACAACGCUCUUUUCCGGUGUCUGGGCGCAGUUGAAGAAGCCACUGAGGGUCGAGGAGUCGUUUGAGAGGAUGACGCGCCACGGCAAGAACUGCACCGCGGGGGCCGUCUACACCUACCACGAGAAGAAGAAGGACACAGCGGCCUCGGGCUAUGGGACCCAGAACAUUCGCCUAAGCCGGGAUGCCGUCAAGGACUUUGACUGCUGCUGCCUGUCUCUGCAGCCCUGCCACGACCCGGUUGUCACGCCAGAUGGCUACCUGUAUGAGCGCGAGGCCAUCCUGGAGUACAUUUUGCACCAGAAGAAGGAGAUUGCCCGGCAGAUGAAGGCCUAUGAGAAGCAGCGGGGUGCCCGGAGGGAGGAACAGAAAGAGCUGCAGCGAGCAGCCGCGCAGGACCAGGUGCGGGGCUUCCUGGAGAAAGAGGCGGCCAUUGUGAGCCGGCCCCUCAACCCCUUCACGCCCAAGGCGGCCUCUGGGAACAGCUCAGAGGAUGCCAGCUCCAGGCCCAGCACGGGCCCCGGCGGCACUGGCUUUGCGGGCUCUGGCGUCAAGCUGCAGGCAGAGAAGUCGCGGCCAGUGAUGCAGGCAUGA
Molecule: messenger RNA, 599 nt
Organism: Condylura cristata (star-nosed mole)
Lineage: Eukaryota; Metazoa; Chordata; Mammalia; Eulipotyphla; Talpidae
Gene: NOSIP
Product: nitric oxide synthase interacting protein
Exons: 7
Coding region: 78-599 (173 amino acids)
Cellular component (GO): nucleus
Molecular function (GO): ubiquitin protein ligase activity
Source: RefSeq, a predicted model, not a curated record